Messenger RNA from Zingiber officinale, 1958 nucleotides. Its product is annotated as tropomyosin-2-like. Bases 361 to 1524 code for a protein of 387 amino acids. Lineage: Eukaryota; Viridiplantae; Streptophyta; Magnoliopsida; Zingiberales; Zingiberaceae. The record is from RefSeq and is a predicted model, not a curated record. The transcript has 8 exons.
AAGUGAUCACUCGUUGCCACAUUCUUGUCGUCUCUCCGGCGAAGAACCCCAGUUGCUUCGAUCCGACGGGCUUCGCGAUUCCGCCUCCUAGUUAAGCGCGUUGUUUGCUUCGGCUUUAUUUUGAUUUCUUAAGAGGAUAUCCUGGUGCGAUCUGCUUUUCCUGGGGUUUGGUUCUUCUCCCCCUCUUCUGUUGAGUCAAUUCGAUGAGUUCUUGUCUUGGACUAGGGUUGGUAUAUUCCAGAUGGUCCUUGAACUUCUAAGACAAGUAUAGUGAGCAGAUUGAAGAAAUUUAAAGAAAGAGUGGUGGUACUGCAGCCAGAGUUGGAUGAAAUUGGAGUGUCUGCCUGUAGCUAGGAUAGGAUGCGUAUCGAGGAAGUGGAGAGGGAGUUGAGGAAUUGCUAUCAAGAGAUAGAAUAUUUGCAGGAUCAAUUGAAUUUGCAGAAUGUUGAAGCAAAUUUUAUGGCUGAGCAAGUUCAGAGUCUUGAACUAAAACUUGCGGGAGCUGAAAAGUUAAAUGAUAAGCUAAAGAUAGUUAGCAAUGAAUUAGUGCAAGCAGAUUCUCAGUGUUUGAGAUUAAUGAGGGAGUUGAAAAAUACAAAGGAGGAGCUGAUAAAGUCUGACCUGCAAAGAGAGAAUCAUGAGGCAGUGAUUUUGGAUUUACAAUGUGAAAUUGAGAGUUUGAAACUUGAGAUUACUGCCUUAGAGCAGAGAUAUGUUGAAGAUGAAAGACUAGGGCAACAACUAGCUGAAGAGAAAACAAGAACAGAUGAAUGUUUUGUGACAUUACAAAUUCAACUCAAGGAGAAGCAACACGUAAUUAGUUGUCUGGAAGAUGAGAACACAGUUCUACGAGAGAGGAUGAUAUUAUUUCAUGAACAUGCUAACCAGUCUCCCAAUGAUGUUAAACUUGACAAGUAUUUGAGUCCUUCCUCAGGGAAUGUAGCGCCAUCCAUUGCUAAGCAAACUGCAACAUCUCAAGAUGAAAUUGUGAAAGAUGAGAUAGAGAUGAUGGCUAAACAGAUCCAUGAAUCUGGGCUUCUAGUCAAGCAGCUCAAGGAAGAGCUAAAGGAAGUCAAGCUCAAGGCCAAUGAAGAAGCAGAAGAUCUUACUCAAGAAAUGGCUGAAUUGAGAUAUCAGUUCACAGUCAUGCUUGAAGAAGAAUCCAAACGUCGAGCUUUUGUUGAAGAAGCAUCUAUUAGGAGAGUUGAAGAUUUAGAGUUGCAGGUGCAGAAUGAGCAAGAAAGAUCGGCCACAGCCAUGAGGCGUUUCCAGGAAGUAAAUGAACUUGCUAAGAAGCAGUCCACUGAAAUUAGCAAAUUACAGAGAGCACUGGAGAAGCUUCACCUGCUCCCUAAACCAUGUCAAGGGAAUAAACCUUGCUUUUGUGGUUAUUGCAAAAUAGACCCAAUUGUUUCUGGCAUAGAAACAUCUAAUAAUGUUGGAGAUUUAGAUGUGGUCUGUGCCAAAAAGGUGCAUCAUGAAAUUUCUACUGAAGCUGAGAAAAUUUCUAGCGGGCAAUACUGAAUCUGAUAAUUGAAGCAACAAUAUUCAAGUGCUUGGCUUGUUACUCCUCCGAAUAAACUGCUGGCUAGUAAUUAUGAUUUUGCUAAAAGCAUCUGAAUUGCAAAUCCUAAGGGUGAUGUGGAGAUAUCGGCCAAACUCUUUGAUUGAAAAAGAAGUCUUUUUUUUUCAAUCAUGAAUCAUUCUGAUGUGGAAAUUUCUGGAAACUCUUAGUCAAAUUUACUGUAGUGUAAAAUAUUGUGAGAAAUUUUAUUGACUCGGGCAGUAAACGUUCUAAUAAUGGUUUUUUCUUUGUAAUUAAUGUGUGUCUUGUUAUGUCAUGAUUUUCAGUUGAAAAUUGUAUCAGCUGCAGUUAAGCAUCGGUGUACUCGGCGGUGGAAUGACUGUACAGUUUCAGCAUAUGAAAAACUGCUGCUGUUGCGUGAAGGAAACAACUA